GGAAAUUAAUCGUUAAUUUCCACCGCUACUGAUUGACGUUACGAAUGUGUACUGCACUGUCAAAAAAAUUCCAACCAUCUCAAACAUAAUCGAGUUGACGGACUUCAUUCAGGGGACGGACGCAUGAGCCGCUUAAAACACGACGUGACCUUCCCAAGAUGGCAGCAUAGAGACGGUGUUCGUGGAGAAUGGAGUCGGGCACACCCCAGGAGGACGAGACUUUCAGCCAUCCUGUGUCCACUUUAUUUAAUAUCUGUGCAAAGAAUGUCAGCGAGAAUAUGGUCAGGCUGGAGCAGGGGGUCUGGGGUUUGCCAACUGCAAUUCUUCGAGAGCUAUUGAAUUUCCUUAACAUAUAUGACCUGGAAAGGAUUGAAGAGGUUGCAGUAAAGAAAGGCAUUUCAACUCAAGAUCUUUGGUUACAGCUAUGGAAGGAUGUGAUUGGAACAAAUCCUAAAGUAAUAACGGAACCUUUUAACUGGAGGGCAAAAUUUUUGCAAACAUUCUUUCAUGGAGUCUUGUGGGGAACAUUGGACAUCUUGAAUGACAAGCGUUUAAUUAAUUCUCGCUCUUCUGCCUUGGUACUCGGAUCCCGAUAUGUAAGCAAGCUAGUCAUACGCAACAAGCUUCAAGGUGUGAAAGAACUAGCUGAUAAUUCAAACAUUUGUGCUCAUUUGACGUCCACGGUGCAUAAACUCGUGUUUCAACAUCUGCGUUCUGUGAAUCUACUGCUAGAACAUUCGCUGUUAAAUUUGCUUCAUAGCCUUGUUCACCAUGGCACUGUGACGGAAGUGAUAUUGUCAAAUUGGAAUGAGCCUCACCCUGAAUUAUUAUCUCUGAUACUGAGGACAAGUGCAGGAUUUUGGCGUAAAGGAAAGAGGGAAGAUCGGUGUACUUAUUGUUGUGAUGAUGGCGAAUUAAAGAUGGGUGUCGAAACAGUGAAGCCAACAGUGCAAAGUAAUAUAUUGGAUUGCUGCCAUGAGCAGCUACAAAAUACUUCUUUAUCUGAUUGGACAUUUACUACUACUGAGAAAGAUGGUGGUAAGAAAAUCAUGUCUCAAAAUGCUAACGUGCCCCCUGUUAACUUCUUGUCUAAAAGUGCUCAUUGUGUAACUUCUAAAGAAACAUCACGUGAAGAACUUUGUCUGGUAAAUAGGUCCAGUUGUUGUGAAACACAUAGGACCUAUCCGAAAAAGCGCAAGUACUGUGGCAAAAUGCGUGGAGCGCUGCCUUGUUCUGGAGGUCAUGGUAUGGUUUUAUUGGAACCAAAUUCUUCUGCACAUAGCAGUCAAUUAGACCAGAGGCCCGCUUAUUUUGGCAAGAUCUGUGAUGAGAACAAUUGUUGCAAAGGGCAGAAGGUUUUAAAAGGCUCAUUGUAUCCUUGUGCAUGCAACAGGGUUGUGAAAGAGCCUUUAUCUCCUCAUCAGUAUCACAACGGUUCUGAAGAAAACCCAAGUUAUUCCCAUGAAGCUAAUAGUGGAACAUUUAUUGACCCAACAUCAUCCAAGGUGAUCACUGAGACUUCAGAACAACUUGUGUCUAUUUGUGAAUGUUCUCAUGGUGCUGGUAAACAAAGUGCUGCAAUUGCAGAGGUGCAAACUUAUGCAAAGUUAAAUGCAAGUUUUUCAAAAGGUUCAGUAUCUCCUGCUGUGUGUUCUGGGGGAUUUGAAUCGACAAAUGAGCCGUCUCUUCUUAAAUCAAACUCUUGGACCUCAGAAGCUCUACUGUCCUGUUAUACAAACCAACAAACAUGUAAGAAGCCCAGACUGACUGACACGUUGAACAUCCAGUCAGCUGAAAAAUCAAAGAUUACUGGUUUAUCUGAAGUAGUUGAGAACCCGGAGGACAUCUAUGAUUAUAUUUUCAUGAUUGGUGGAAAUAAAACAGACAUUGAGCAGAAUACCUCAGGCACUGAUGAAAACAAUGGCAAUUUACUGAAUGGUUUGAAUGACUUUGAUUGCUUUGACCAAGAGCAAAUGGACAGCUCAUCUCUUUCCCACCCUCCUGAGCUUUAUCUAAGGAGUAUAUCGGUGUUGGAAAUAACAUCAGUCUCACUGACGUACACCACUUCCAUAAUGCUGUGCAAGUUCCUCAGUUCAUGGGUGACCCUCCAGAAACUUGUCUUGGAAUACAAUGGUCUAGGUCCUGCCAUCUUUCUGAUUCUCAAGGAACUCUAUGUCCUCUCUCGAUGCAAUGACAACAGUCUUUCCACUCUUGUAUUAAAAGAUGAUAUCCUUCACCUUCCCAUGAUAAAGCUAGUUAAAAUCCUGCUCAGCAUCUUUCCCCGCCUGCACACAUUCAGCCUGGGCUUCCUGCUGGAAAUACAAAACGAGUCUCUGGAAAAAGAGAUGUUGAUGAAUAUUGAAGAGGGAACAGAGAGCUAUUUGGAGGAUUUGAGUGUGAGUUGGACUAAUAAACCCCUACAAGUUGACUUGCUCUUGCCUGUUUUAAGAGAAUUGAAAUUCCUCAGACGUCUGUGUCUGCACAGGGCAUCAUUCAGAACUCCAGAGGAUCUUGGCAAGCUGUUGCAUGCAACUACAUACUUUCUUUCUGCAUUGGAUUGGGUUACCAUACAAGAUGUUAACCUUGCUGUUAGCUUUAAGGAAGUUCUGGAUCUUUUACGCAGUGCUCCUCUUAAAGGUUUAACAUUGGAUAACUGUCGUUUGUUUGAAAGACAAACAGCAGAAACUGUGUCAGAAAUCAUCACUGCUCUGAAGCAAAAUCAGUCUCUUAAAUUCCUGUCUUUACCUGCAAAUCGAUUAGGGAAUGAUGGUUUGCUCUCAUUGGCGAAAUUGUUUACUCAAGAUUCAUUGUCAUGCAUCUCUAGCUUGAAUGUCAGUGCAAAUUGUAUUCGAGGAGAUGGAUUACUCAAGUUUGCAAAGUUACUUCUGACCUCUGAAUCGGAACUACCUGGUGGUCUGAAGCUGAAGGAAUUAAACAUAAGCGAGAACUUGUUCUUCAGAGAGCCCGCACUUACUCAGGAAGCACUUGAACUCUUCAAAAACAGAUGUCAUGUAAUCACAAUACAGUCUCUUACUGAGCCAUCGCAAGCAUUUGCUGACUACAUCAGUGUAAUGUAGACAUUCCAACAUCCAAUGGCCUCUUUCUGAACUAUUAUAAAUUGGUAAUUUCAGAGCUUGUGAUUAUUUUACUUCAUUUACAUCCUGAGCCAUUCUGAUUAUUGCAAUUGGAAUGUCUCCAUUUAAUUGAUACAGGACUGAAUGCAGCUCCAAGAAAAAUAAAUGUCAAUCGUGUACUUAGAAAACCAUAAUUCUUUCUUCCUUGGCUGGCUUAGGAUCCAAACUGGUCCAGAGCACCAAUGGCAGCAUAAAUGAUGGGCUACUUCAUAUCUUUGUAUGUUUUUGGGAGGGAAAAUGAGUUAUGCAAUUGGACUGUAUUUCUCAGUUUUUAUUAGAAAUUAUUGGAAUUCAUUUUUAGUGUAGCAUUUUGUACUACGUAUUUCAUUUUUUGUUCUAUUUUUGAAGGAAACUGAUGGGCUAUCCUCUUGAGGGUGGGUUGACAACCAUUUGACAACACGUUGAGCUACAGUGUUAGUUAACUAACUUCUGAUCCCCUAACAUUGUUUUCUAGAUCAUGUUUUAGUAUUCCAAUUAUUGUGAAGCUUUGUUAUGUCAUAAAGUUCUUUUUGCUCAGAAAAA
Messenger RNA from Rhincodon typus (whale shark), 3656 nucleotides. It is a transcript of the gene lrrc41, whose product is annotated as leucine rich repeat containing 41. Lineage: Eukaryota; Metazoa; Chordata; Chondrichthyes; Orectolobiformes; Rhincodontidae. Gene Ontology annotation, cellular component: nucleus; cytoplasm. The coding region runs from base 189 to 3077 and encodes 962 amino acids. The record is from RefSeq and is a predicted model, not a curated record. Gene Ontology annotation, molecular function: protein binding. The transcript has 10 exons.